Molecule: messenger RNA, 1350 nt
Organism: Micromonas commoda
Lineage: Eukaryota; Viridiplantae; Chlorophyta; Mamiellophyceae; Mamiellales; Mamiellaceae
Exons: 1
Coding region: 1-1350 (449 amino acids)
Biological process (GO): regulation of DNA-templated transcription
Molecular function (GO): DNA binding; DNA-binding transcription factor activity
Source: RefSeq, a predicted model, not a curated record
AUGGCGCCCAACGAUGUUGACGACGACGACGACAAGCCGCUCACGGAGAUACUCAGGGGCGCCGCGGGCGACGUGAACCCGUCGGGUGGCGCGGGACCCCUUGCUGUGAUCGGGAAUGAUGGAGGAGCGGGCGCGGGAACUUACUCUCGGGGCACAAAGCGCCGGGUGGGCAAAUCCGGUUACAGGGGCGUGGCGCUGCACAACAAGAGCGGAAGGUACCGGGCCAGGAUCACGUCCACCGCCGGCGACGGCAGGCAGCGCGCGCUUGGCUACUUCGAGACCAAGGAACUGGCUGCACUAGCGUGGGACAAAGCCGCUCGCGAGAUUGGAUUCGCCCCCGAGUUGUUGAACUUCCCGGACAAGGAGGAGGAGGCUAAGGCGGAGGCGCGGAUCAACGGUAUCGAGGAGUUAAAAGACCUUCAUGGUGGCGCCACGCUCGCAACUCUUGCCCUGGGUUCCACAGAAGAUUCUACGGCGAAUGCCCAGGCGAUCCCCGGCGCUCCCGUUGAGGAAGAGGCGCGCGCCUUAAUUGUCCACAAGGAUGUCACAUGGAGUCACAAGGUGUCCACGGCAGACAAGGUGUCCACGGGAGACUCGAAUCAAACGGCCCACGACGCGAAUCAAGCGGCCCACGACGCGGACCUAGAGGGGAAGGAGCCAAAGAUGAAGGGUGUGCGUCGCAAGGGCCAAAGCAUCUACGAGGCGCGCAUCAAAAUGCGCGGCGAGGACAAGCGAACGUGCCUGGGCAGGUUUAAGACCUUGGCGGAGGCUGCUGAUGCGUAUGACGCAAAGGCGAGGGAGGCGGGCUACUGCGUCAACGUCUGCAAGCACUUCGGAGACCACGUGGAUAGCAAGACCCUGGACGAUAUCGGGUCACCCACAGGCACCAAGGGGAUUCGGGCCAUCUCCAGCGAGCGGGCUCAAAAUAUGGACCGCGGCGUGAUCCCGGAUGAUCUUCAGGCGUACUUUGACAGAGAGGAGGCAAUCGACCCGAGGUCUGCGAAGGAGAAGCGAGUUGCGGAGAAUGGCGGUGACCUGUUCGGGGCGUUUCUGCUGGACAAGCCGGGAAUCUACAAGUUUCUGGGGGUGUUCAAAAUGGAGGCGCACUGCGUCGCUGCGUUGAAGAACACGAUUCCGGAGUGGAAGCUUAAGAACCAGGAGAGGGAGAGAAAUGGUAGGGGCGCCAAGGCUCGCAAGAAGCGGGAGCAGGAGGAAUUACUGAAGCUCGAGGCUCCUCCUGCGGGGCAAGCGACCCAGGCGGAGGCAGUUACGGCGGCCCUUCCCGCGCCGACGGCCAUCAACGGAAGCUUGCAAGAUACCACGCCAUGGCAGACAACCGGCGUGUUGUGA